Elephantulus edwardii (Cape elephant shrew) is the source of this 1044-nucleotide messenger RNA. Its product is annotated as olfactory receptor 10-like. Gene Ontology annotation, molecular function: G protein-coupled receptor activity; olfactory receptor activity. The transcript is spliced from 2 exons. Gene Ontology annotation, cellular component: membrane. NCBI's taxonomy places the organism in Eukaryota, Metazoa, Chordata, Mammalia, Macroscelidea, Macroscelididae. Gene Ontology annotation, biological process: G protein-coupled receptor signaling pathway. The coding region runs from base 1 to 1044 and encodes 347 amino acids. The record is from RefSeq and is a predicted model, not a curated record.
AUGUCUUCCUUGGAAGUCUAUACGUUCAACCAGUCUCAAAUUUCACUUGCAGCCAGUAAUGUUGAAAGAGCCUCACCUGAAGUGCAUUUAGCAUCCAUAAGAACCACAAGAAGACUCAAUACUAGUCUUGGAGAAGGCUUCAUUUUGGUGGGAUUCUCAGAUUGGCCACAACUGGAAUUAGUCCUUUUUGUCUUUAUUUCUGUUUUCUACUCUCUAACUCUCUUUGGGAAUAUCACUAUCAUCAUCCUCUCCCGUGUGGAUGUUCGGCUGCACACACCCAUGUACUUUUUCCUCUGUCAUCUCUCUUUCCUGGACCUCUGCUACACCUCCAGCACUGUGCCACAGUUUCUGAUCAACUUUCAUGGAUCAGACCACACCAUCACCUAUGGAGGCUGUGUGGCUCAGCUCUUCAUCUCCCUUGCCCUGGGUUCCACUGAGUCUGUGCUUCUGGUGGUGAUGGCUUUUGACCGCUAUGCUGCUGUCUGCCGACCGCUCCACUACACAGCCAUUAUGCACCCACGCCUCUGCCAAACACUUGCUGCUAUCUCCUGGAUUGGAGGAUUCAUAAAUUCUCUGGUUCAGACAUGCCUCCUGAUGUCCAUGCCUCUCUGUGGCUUCCAUCGACUCAAUCACUUCAUCUGUGAGAUGCCUGUGCUCCUGAAGUUGGCUUGUGAGGAUAAACAAGGGGCAGAAAUGAAGAUGUUUGUAGUCCGAGUCAUCAUCUUGCUGGUCCCUGUAUUACUAAUAUUAGGCUCCUACGGAGGCAUUACUCAGGCAGUGCUGAGAGUCAACUCAACUUCUGGACGCAGAAAGGCAUUUGGGACUUGCGGGUCACACCUCCUAGUGGUUUCCUUUUUUUAUGGCUCAGCCAUCUACACAUACCUUCAACCCACACAUAAUUAUUCCCAGAGUCAGGGAAAGUUUGUUACUCUUUUUUAUGGUAUAAUUAUUCCUAUGCUCAAUCCUCUGAUUUAUACCCUAAGGAACAAAGACAUGAAAGAGGCUUUGAGAAAGGUAGUAUGGAAAUGCAGAAACUUGAGCUAA